AUUGAGACCAAUGUACUGUUGAGGCGCACUUCCUGAAAUCUGUGUCUUCAUAUGGUUUUCAUCAUUAUUAUUUAAGAUAUCACCAUUGUUUGGGAUAUAUAAUCGCCAAUGCAUGACAUCUCUAAGUUUUCAGACAACUUAAACUUUCUGGAUCUGCUUGCAACCGUUCGUGCCGAUCAAAUUCACUCAGGAUCAAACAAUACGCGCACAGGACCGUAUUUGAUACGAUACUCCACAUUCCUCAACCACUUACAAAGAAUUGCUAUACAUUGUGGUCUUCAAUUAUCUUCAGGUCCGUGCUCGGGUGGUGGAACGUCUGCUGGAGCAUUAGUGUGGAGAUUAACAUCUGAGUGCUUUGCAGUAGUAGUUGCUGCAACUAAUAACUCUAUCACAACUUCUGAUUCGACUUAUAAUAACUCACCAGAAUUGACGGAUCUUAUCUCUAUUGCCGCAGUUUAUUUCGAGUUUAAUCAUGAUAAAGCUGUGCCUUGUCCGGAGCUGGCCACUGAUCUCAGUAUGGGCAAAUAUAGUUCAUUACUACAGCAUGUAGAUAAUCUUCUGACGAUAUAUGCAGUUCCGGGUGAUAAGAUUGAUCGUGCUCGAACCUACUUGUGUUUACAGGCUCUUGAGAAAGACUUGAGUAUGCUGACUCAGGCAAUGAGAACUGACUUAGAAAAUAAUAUUGAUGCCAUAAGUACAUUUAGACGAGCACCAAAUCAGAAACAUGAUGUAUUUAGUAUGCGUGACCUAGUAAAUCGUUCACUUGUUGGACACUUUGUUGGACGUACAGGAGGCCGGCUAGCUAGACUUACUUACCUAGUCACAUCUGCACAGGCUAUGAUCAGUAAUGCAACUGGAGUAAUAAAGAAUAAUUUACAAAUGAAUUCAAAAAGUACAUAUUCAUCUAGUAUUGGGUGCGGAUCUCGUGAUGGUCUUAUUGGAGGCUAUAUGGCACGCAUCGGACUUUGUCCUAGAUUGUCGUAUGUAGAGGAUACUUCCGCAGUUGCCCAGUCUACAGUUCAACGACUUCCAUUUAUGCCUUUAGUGACACUACAGAAAGAUGCUUAUGGUAUAAGUGUUCCUCAUUUCGCUCAACCAGAUGAAAUCAAGUGUAUAUCAAUUGAAGCUGAAUUCGUACUACAUCUAGAUCCUCCUUUACCAAUCUCAACAGAUGCAAUUCAACAACUUGAGCGUACUACAGGUUUAAGUAAUACAGAAAUCAUAGAUCAGAAAGAAGAAGAUAUAGUUUUAUUGAUUUUACGGAAAUAUAAACAAGAACACUUGUAUGGAAUAAACACACAUUUACAAAACCCAAAUAUUACACAACAUAGUUAUCAAAUUAAGAGUGAUGUCAAAGCCUAUCUUGUCAGCUCAGUUCCAUUUACAUGUUCAGAUCAAAUUGGUGAAAUUAUUUCUAUUCUUCGUAAACAAGCAUCAGCUUUAGCGUUUUAUGAAACAUUUAUUGUUCAUCCUGAUAAACCAGUGGAAAAAGAUGACGCUUUAACGUUCUCGUUUAAUAUUAAAAUCAUGGGUGGGCAGAUGAUUUCACUAGAGUUUGAUGAUCCUAAUCAUCUGGGAGCGAAAAUUCAUGCUUCUUUACAUGUGCGUCCGUUCGAUGUCCAGUGCCUGGAAUUAAAUUAUUUUUCAAAUACACAUGAUCGCUUGAAUAGUAACUGUCCAAGUAAUGAAAAAGAAGUAGAUGUCAUGCAACUGAAUAAGCUAGACAUAGAGUCUGGAGGUAAUCUCAAAGCUAACUUCAGCAAAAUUCUCACAAAAACACAUACAUUGCCAAUUGGUUUUGUUUGGUUACUAACUCAACUCCAGUGUCCUGUUCAUAAAAAGUUGGUAAGCAUGAAGUUGCCUGUAACCAAUUCAUAUAAUAGUACUGAGAAUAAGGAAAGCUAUUCAUCAGUCAGUCAAAAUCAGUUGACUUCGUUAAGGACAAUGCUUAAUCGUGUUAAAUCAUCUAUUAUAAUCCGUGGGGCUAACGGUACUGGUGGUGUACUUUGUGGUGGAGAUCGAAAAGUUUCAUUGGAUUUUGAAUCUUCCUCAUCAUUCGCUGCAGCACAAGUAUUUGCUUUAAAUACACCAAACUAUUUGAACAGUGCUAAAAAGAUACCUCCUUUACCUCCAGGUGUCAUGGCAACACCUCCUCCUGCGUUUACUCAUUUGGACACAAGCUCAAGUGACCUUGGUAUUAUAUCAUCGUUGCGACCUGUGAACUCUCAAGGCAAAUUACGUGAUGUGCAUUCCAAUUCCAGUUUACCAGCUGUCUCAACUAAUCCAUCUCGUGGGUUAAGGCUGGAUGACUUAUUAGUUGAUAGUACAUUUCAAACACAACAACAGUUACAGCAGCGUAAUCCACCUCCCAUUUCUUUUUCCCACUCGUUACCAAGCUAUGUAUCGCCUAUUCCUGGGACACAUACUACGUCUUUGGCGGAUGUGAAGGAAGCGUAUUCUGAUAUGAUUAAUCCCAACAUUUCUACAUCAAAUUAUCUUUCAUUACCUACUAUUCAUUCCUCACAUAAGUAUGGAUCGUCUGUUUUAUCCGGGUCAAAUAGUAUCCCUUCGAAUUUGUACAAUUUACCUCCUAUGUCUGUUAGUGCUUCCAAUUCAGAGGCGACAAGUUCAUCUGCUGUAGUCAAAUCCAAAAGUUUUACUGCCUCACCGGUUAGCGAUAACUCCAGAGCUCCAUCAACAAGCGGAUCUAUGCUUGUUAAUCUUUUAAACGAAGAUUCACUUUCUACUUCUAUUCCUUUGGUGUCUCCAUCCAGUAUGACAGAUCGUCACCACUACAAUCCCAGUCAUUCUUUAACAAAUCUUCAGAAUAGUCCCCUUACUUCAGCUGCGAGCAGUAUAAACGUUUCUAAUAGUCGACUUUCUGGUAUGAUGUUAUCCAAUAACUCUCAACUCCCUAGUUCAGAUGCACAGUUACCCCAAGGGUGUGGGAAAUCCUUAAGUUCAUCUGCACCAAACCUUACUCCAAAUAGUUCCCAGUACCCUUCCGUUCGUAACUCCAGCUUAAUCACUCCUACUACUGGUCGUACCAAACAUACAAGCUUAAAGAACAGUCAAGCUAGUUUAACUGUUAACCCCACAAGUAAUCCUAAAAAACCUCGUAAAAGGCGUCGAGGAACGGUGGAAGGUAGUUUCCGAUGCAUUAGUAGUCAAAAAGGUAAUACACCUGCUCCUGGUGUAUAUUCUAACUAUCCCACUACAAAGCACCAGCGUGUCGACACCGUUUUACCGACUACCAGUAUCUCAUUGUCAGGAACCUACCAGCGCCCUACUUUUAAUCAAACAAAUUCAAAUUUCCCUUCAUGUUCACUGCCAUAUGUCCAACAGAGUUCGAUAGCAUCUACAGGGCAAAGUAUCAACAUGCAAAUUCCUAACCCUAGUAAAUCGGUUUAUGACUUCGACGAUAACCCCAGUUCAAUGUUCGAUGUCCCGGUCGGUAAUAUAUCGUCCUCCAAUUCCUUAUCGUUUUCAAGCAGUUCUUCAUUAACAAGUCCUAAAUCUGGCGUAUCUGUAAACCCAUUACAGUCUGGUAGCCUUACAGUUAGUAAUACUAAUUCAAUUUCGAAUUUUCCUGUGACAACAAUGAUGUCAUCAAAUUCAAAUUUAGAACGAACUAUCGAACGUAAAACUAGUCUGAAGAUGACGAUAAAAACAAUACCAUCUCAACCAAUUACUUCAACUCCUAAAGCAAGAGUAAACUUUAGCCAGAAUGAAGUUGAUAAAUACAACAAAAUCCAGUCUGCUCAAUCAAAUUCGACCCCUAUUAAUACAUCGGACUCUGGAGGUACAGUUCAUCCAGCUCAACCUUUGCCAUCCGUUAAAAAACGUAAAAAACGUUCCGUAGAGGGCAAACCAUCAGCAUAUAUGUUACAAAUGCUUCAACUUGCCAACUCCUCAAUAAGUGGUUCUGAUGCAUCAGUUACCACCACUAGUGUUACUACUGGGGCUUCUGGAGUUCCUAGUCAGUCAGCAAUUACUCCUCUUGUACUUAAUAACUCUGGUUUAAAACAAAUCAAGAGUACGAAUAAAUUAGUUGGUCAUGGUUCUGUCUUAGUGAAAAAGGAACGUAAGCGUCGUUUAGGUCAUGGCUUCACAGAGAAGACUCAUUUUUCCUUCAUUCCAAAUAGUAAUACUUAUAACCAGGUACAAGAAACAGCUGACAAUUCAAAUAUACCGAAGCUGAUAAAAAUAAACCGUGUUUCUCGACCACCAACUUCUGAUGUACCCAAAGAUAAUCAAACGGGAUCAGGUACAACUCCCAAUUUGUAUAGUAACUGUAUUUCGAUGUCCCCCAAUUCAUCAUCAAAAAAGAAGGUUUCUGCACUUAAUUCUACUCCGCUUGGGACUGGUGCUGGAACUAGUUCCGGGAGUGAUGAUAUGGUUGCCAAGAGGUUGUUUUCUUCAUCGGCUUCACCCUUAGUAAGCGGUGAAAAGCGCAAACGCAAUCCAGAAACUUCGAAGCAGUCUAACAACUCUCAGUCUGCUUAUUCUAAUUCAGGUACCUCAAGUGAUUCUGCAUUUAUAUCUUCCCCCCUACUUCCUUCUACUAGUUCAGAUCCACCUACCAACAGUAACACAUCACGUAAAACACCUCGUCCAUCAUUACAUGCAGCACCUAAUUUACCUCGUGUUCCACAUACUCCCACAAGUAAAUCUCAACCUGUUCAACAAAGUAAUACUCUCAACUAUUUAUCCUCCAGUUCAGCAUGCACUGCAAAUCCAGCUUCUGUAAGUGUUGUUGGUUCUUCAUCUGGAUUAAUUAAAGGCUAUAAGAUCCCUAAAAAGAAAAGUACAACCACUGACUGUUUACCAAGUGUACCUUUAUCGGACGCAAGUGGGGACAAGUCAGUUGGAAUGCUGUCUACCACACUUCAGCAAAUACAAGAAAGCAUUUCAUCCUAUAGGGAUACACCAGAUUCUCAAUCUCCAGAAAAAUCUGACGAAUCCAGUCUAACUAUCGUUGAAAAUAUGUAUCCAAGUUCUAACGAUCCUAAUCUAGAGGGCGUAGAUCCAAUAAAUGCAGUUGUGUACAAUGCAAAUAUCAAUGAUGCAGCAAAUAAUACUGAUGACAAUUCUUCAAUCCCGUCCGAUUCCGUUUCAGGCUUUACGGCCCCUAAUACUGAAAGCUGUUCACAAUCCAUCCUUCAUCCAAUUUCACUACAGUCCAAUUCGUCUGUUUCAGGACAAUGUUCACAAUCGUCACAACAGCAGUUUCCCCGUAAAUCUUCAGUGAAAAGUAUCAGUGAUAUUGUUGAUAAAUUACGGGCAAAAUCUACGACUAGCAUAACUUCAUCUACUUCAACAAUUAUCAGUGACUCAUCGAAUAUCGGAAGUUCUGACACAACAGCAAUCACUUCAUAUGAAGCUAAAGAUUCUACAAUAAAUUCAAUGCUCUCUGAUAAUCCAAGCUGUGCCCGCAGUAUAACUAAAAAAAAUGAUGAAUUUCAAGACCAAUGGAGAGACAAUAUCUUCGAGAAAUUUUGUCCAAGUGGGACACCGACACCGCACCAAACAGAAAAUGGUCAGAACAAUAUAUGUAGAUCAGAUUCUGAAGUGGAUUUGAGCACAUCGAUUGAAAAUAAUGAAGAAUCUCUAUGGACUAGUGGAAAUAAAGAACAAGUGUAUGAUAAAGAUGAAAGAAUUAUAUCCUCAAGUAAUUCAAAUGCUCCAAUGAUUCAUUCGAAUACUCAGUCUAUCUCAGAUUUAGAGGGGAAACAAGGCAAACAACAAUUUGAGUGUAUUAAAGCUAAUACUGAUACACCAGCAUCACCUACUGAAUUGUUAACCACGGUGCCCACAUCUAAUUCAAAUAUGUCAAGUAAGAUUAUCCCUAUAUCUCCAACAAGUAUGAAGUGUCUCAACUCCACUGGUUCAAUAUCGGGUUCUAAUAUGAAGCCCAACAUAGUACGACAUAGCUCUUUACGUUUCGAGAAGAAAAGUGGAUCUGGGCGUUACUCUCGAUUAGGGGGAGGUGUAAAUGGGAUGAUGAUGCAUGGGGGUCUUGUUCAACGUAGCAACUCCGAUAAUUACAGUCAUUCUAGCGGUGUACAUGGUCAUUCAAAUCGUCUCCCACGUGGUGGAAUGAAUAAUCCGGAAUACUGGCACAAAAACAAACGUCAUAAUAAAGCACCAAAUUUUAAACCACCAUCGAAUUGGGGUCCGAUGAAUAUGGAUUAUGGUAACAUGGGCGUAGCACCGUCGUCUUCUUCAUCUUCUGCUCCUGGUUCAUCAUCCAUCGAUAUUAAUAAUAGUGGGAAUAUGGGUCAUUGGAUGAUGCCUUCUGGUGGGAAUAUCAAUCAGAAUAAUCCAAAUAUGAUGCAGUAUAAUAAUCCACAUUCUAUGCAACAUCAUCCAUAUCAUUCAGCCCUUAAUAAUAGACCUAUGCGACCAAGUUAUAAUAUGAAUGGAACUGCCGGGCAUAAUCCAUACAAUACUGGUAUGAUGCGUGGAAAUAAAAAGUAGUAUUUUUUUAACUAACCAAAUGUUGACUGCUAAUGAAGAUUACCUAUAUGUAUGUACAUAUAUAUAUAUAUAUUUUAUCGACCUCUUUUGCUACUAAAUCAAAUUUCCCAUUUGUUCUCUAAUCUUGUUUUUAUUGAAAUAAUUUUGCACAAAUAUGAACUAUUUGUGAUGGUGUUUCUCUCUUUUUUUUAAAAAAAAGGACAAGAGGAUCUUCAGUGUAUUUUCUUUUGUUAGUUACUUUGUUCACUACUUGACUUGUUUUUUUGUUGUCGCUGCGUAUAAUGAGAUAAAUAUUGUGAUGAUAAUACUGAUAACUAUGAUUAUUGAUACUGCUCAUUUGUUCUUUAUCCUCGUAAAUUAUUUAUUUGUAUUUUGCUUUCAAUUUUUCUCUUCCGUUUUUAACUUGAUAGUCGUCUUCAUAUCGCCUUUGAAAUAUACGUGAUCAUAUUUAUUAAUUAUUUGCUUGUGUAAAUAAUGAGCACAAAUUUAGAAAAAAUAUAUACUCACUGCUAUUCCUUUAAUUCAGUUGUGUGCAAAACCUUUUAAAUUAACAUGAAAAUUCGUUCAAAGUAUAACGAAUACUUGCUGAAAGUUUUAGAAUAUUUUUGUAUAGUAUACAUAUUAAAUAAAAUUGAUAGGUGGAAACAUGAUU
Molecule: messenger RNA, 7132 nt
Organism: Schistosoma margrebowiei
Lineage: Eukaryota; Metazoa; Platyhelminthes; Trematoda; Strigeidida; Schistosomatidae
Source: the annotation of a GenBank genome assembly